Leptopilina heterotoma is the source of this 2398-nucleotide messenger RNA. RefSeq names its product toll-like receptor 13. The record is from RefSeq and is a predicted model, not a curated record. Gene Ontology annotation, molecular function: protein binding. The transcript has 2 exons. NCBI's taxonomy places the organism in Eukaryota, Metazoa, Arthropoda, Insecta, Hymenoptera, Figitidae. Bases 214 to 1647 code for a protein of 477 amino acids.
AUAAUUCAAUCAUUGUAGUUCAAAAAGUCAUAACAAGGAGGAGCAAUCACUGUAGUUUCUUAACCAGUUUGUUCUGACAGUUGGCUAGGCCUCAAGUCAUUUAAGAAGAAGAAAAAGAAGAGUUUCUUGAAGAAGUCUUUGGAUGUCUUCAAAUUCUAUGAUAAGGUAUUAAACUGUUGAUCAAAAUUUUGCAUAAACUUGACGUUUGCAAAAAUGGAUUUUCUCUGGCAAUUAUUUGGAUUGAUGAUUAUUACCUUAUGCUUUGAUUUUGGAGGAACUUUUCAAAAGGAUCCACUGGGAAGUAAUCAACAAUUAACAGAGGAACUACGUUCAUUGGUUGGUGAAGCGGAAUUUGGUUAUGAUAAUUUAUUACUGUCAACUUGUCAAAAGCAACAUCCGGAUAAUGUUGCUUUGGAUCUAUCAUUUUCGAAUAUAAAGGAACUGCCAAAGAGUUUUGUUUCAAAUCAACAUGUUCAAACAACAUGUUUGGACCUGCAAAAUAACGAUUUUUCAAAUAAUGUAGAUUUUAACGACUUUCAGAUGCAACCAAAUCUCGAGUAUUUAAAUCUGGCCCAAAACGAUAUAAAUCUACCAGAUUUACUUAAUAAUACUUCACAUUCGAAAAUUAAAACUUUAAUUUUAGACAAGAUUAAUAAUCAUAUAUUAAAAAAUGGCUACUAUUCUCGAAACUAUAAAGAUUUCAGUACGUUGCAUCUUCGUUUACCAAAUUUAGAAACACUUUCUUUAAGAAAUAUUGCUUCUGAUAGAAUCGCUCAUUAUCAAGAUGACUUUUCAUAUUUAGAUUUAACUUCGACUAAUUUAACACAUUUAUUCUUGUCCAACAAUACAAUAAGCGAAAUAAUUGAGAGAUUUUUCCAAAAAUUUCCAUCAACAUUGACUCAUUUGUUUCUGGAAAAAUGUUUACUUACUUCAUAUUCAGCACCAAUGAAUCAAACAGCAUCAUUAACUUUAUUAUCAAUUGAUGGUAAUUCAUUUUCAUGUUCAAAUAGUAAUUGCUUGGAUUUCGAAGGUCAUCCGGAUUUGAAAUAUUUAUCUUUGGCUAAUUGUAGAAUAAACGUUAUUUCACACAACACAUUUUUCUUUAAUUCAAAACUUACUUAUUUGGACGUGUCAGAAAAUAAAAUUCAACAACUUUCUGAUCGAGUAUUUCGAAAAACACCAGCUCUGGAAUCAUUGAAUCUAAACAAUAAUCAACUUUCGGAAAUACCAAAUCUCUAUACUUUGUCGAACUUGAAAAAAUUAUAUGUGAACAAUAAUCAAAUAACAAAUGUGAAUAAGAAAUCUUUUACUAAUUUAGGAAAUCUGGAAAUCUUGUCCUUGAGUAGUAAUAAUAUUAAGACGAUUGAUGCGAUUGAUACUUUUGACAAUCUUUCGAGUUUGAUUGUACUCAAUCUUUCUGGUAACAAAUUAAGGUAUUUAGAUUAUAAGUCACCGCUUAAUCUCGAUUACUUGAUUUUAUCAAAGAAUUCAAUUUCUUCAAUUAAUGAUAUUGAUUUAGGCAAUUCAACAUUGAAAUAUUUAAUACUUGGCGGCAAUCCUAUAAUAAGUCUAACGCCAAAGUCUCUUAAAUUUCUAUCAGAAGAUACGACGAUUGUUUUGCAGUGCACUGAAACCUCCGAACUUUAGACUGCUCGGUACUGGUGUCUAAAGUUCGGGGUGGACACCUUGACGCCAAAAAGUAUAAACACUCAGAGCCGUACGGUGCAUGAAUGCAAAAUUGUGUUCGAUAUAAAUUUUAUUUUUCUUUAAAAUGUUUUCUUUAUUAACUCUCUCGUCUAUUCUCUUUAAUAUUUCACUUUUCUUUUUAACAUCGAAUGCAACUUAUUUUUAUUUUCGAUUAAUUUUUAAAUUUUUACACGCAAAAAAUAAAGCCACAAAAAAGGAACCUCACAAUGUCUAUAUAGUUCUCUAAUUUUGACUUAUUUGUAUUUUUAAAUUGUCUAACUUCAAGUAUUCGGAGGAAAUGAUUCUAAACAGACUUAAACUCAUAUUUGCAAUAGUAUAAAUAUUUAAUUCAUAUCUUUACCUCCCAACACGUGUUCAUCAACCGCCAUAGAUUUAUAUAGUUUACCGAAUCGCGUUUGACGCCAUUUUUUUUUGUUCACAUUAACCAAUUUCAUGGACACUUUUAAUUCUUAAUUCUUAUUCCUCUAAGUGUUUGUUCUGACAGUUGGCAAAGCCUAAAGUCAUUUAAGAAGAAGAAGAAGUAAAUUUUUUUAACAAAAAAAUAGUCUCUGUAAGUUACAGUUAGUUUAUAACAAACUUGACAAAUGCGUCAAAAUUUUUCGCACAAUUGUUUAUAGAAUACGAAUAUUAGUAGAAUAUUGUAACAUUUAUUCGAUUAAUAAACUUUUAUCAUCAAUUUCUUAUAUUUAUA